Symbiodinium natans is the source of this 2862-nucleotide messenger RNA. The record is from the annotation of a GenBank genome assembly. Lineage: Eukaryota; Dinophyceae; Suessiales; Symbiodiniaceae.
GCCUUUGCGGAGGCGCUCAAGAACAACCGCUCCCUGACCAAGCUCGACCUCAGCGAGAACCGUUUCGGCGUUGACGGAGUGCAGGCGCUUACAGAGGCCCUGACGGUGAACUCCGUGCUGGCAGAGCUUGAGCUGACCGAUUGCGACAUCGGUGCGGACGGCGCGAAGGCUUUUGAGGAGGCGCUCAAGCACAACCGCUCCCUGACCAAGCUCGACCUUAGCGAUAACCGUUUCGGCGUUGACCAGGCUAUGCAGAGAAUCGAACGCGCCCUCGAGGAGAACCGCCAGGACAAAGUCAAGGUCAGCAUGCUCUCAGGAAGAGAGUUUUCCUUGAAGCUCGUACCAGACCUGACAGCUCACGAUGUCAAGCUCCAGCUUGCCGCGGAAGUUGGCAUUCCUGCUCGGUCUCUGAAGUUAUUGCUGGGCGAGACGGAGCUCAACAGCACGAUGACUCUCGAAGCUGCGGGCGUUCGCAAAGAUUGCAUUCUCCACCUGGUGGUCGAGCAGGGUGCCUCGCUCCUGUCGCAUCUUGCUCCAUCCAACCAUCCACAGGCGCAUCAGAUCUGCAUCAAGGACUGCAGGUUCGAAGCGGCCAAAGCCAAGGAAGUCGCCGAAGAGCUGGCAGCAAACUCCACAGAGCUGACAAGCUUGGACUUCACUGACUGCGAUCUAGAAUACCAGAUCACGGCUUUCUUCGCGGUCUCAGAUGGGCUGGCUGCGAAUGAUGUCGUCAGCCACAUCAGUUUGACCAGAUGCAAGAUUGGCAGCGGCGCAUUGCAGAUGCUGUCCGAAAUGCUGAAGCAGAGCACAUCCGUGAACACUGUGGACAUGUGCGGCUGCAAGGUCGGUGUUGAGGGAGCGCAGGUACUCCGGGAGAUGCUCAUGGCCAACUCCAGCAUCAUUGCGCUCAACAUCCAGGAUGAAGAUGCAAGCAAGGAAACACAGGAGGUCUUGGAAGACAUUGAACGGCUUCUUCGCGAGCGCCAGGAGCUCCGCAAGGACCGGGAAGCCUUCAGCCAGGACCGGUGUUGGUACUACAAAGAUCCCACGGGCAAGACCCAGGGACCUUUCCAGACCUUGCAGAUGGAGUACUGGGCCCAGGCUGGAUACUUCACGCCGGACCUGCCUAUCAGGUUCCGCAACAGCGAUUUUCAGUCCCUGGAGAUCUGGUAUCCGCCACCGACGGAGGCCUUCUCCACACUCCCGGUCAUGGCUGGGGGAACCAAGGAGCUGACAUCGACGACCCCACGGCAGCCGGAAGGAAGCCUGCCGUCCAGCGCCCUGGAAGUUCAACUCGGGACCUCGGCAGUUGAAGGUGCGUACCCAUCGUUGCCAUCAUCUGCAGCUCCUGCGGCGGCAAGGCCGGAGACCUGCAGCACCAGUGUGUCCUACGAUGACACAAGCGGCUUGGUCGUCGAGCUGGGGUCCGAUGAUGUGGCCCAGAUUCAGAAUGGCAUCCUAGUAGUGGCAAAGCGGGGUGAGCCGGUGUGGUUUGAGAUCCUAUCGUCAGACUCACUGCCGCAGCUGCCCGAGAACGUAGUGCCUCUCAGCCCCAUUCUGAACAUGCAGCCGGACGGGGCAAGCUUUGAGGAUGCCCCUGUCCUCGUGGUCCUCCGCACCUGUGUCGGCACCAACAAGGCCUGGAGAUCGGUGCCGCCUUGCGGCUGGGAGCCGAUAUCGGAUGUCGAGUUCCAUCCCGGUCACGCGGUGCUCCGCUUGACUCACUUCUGCUCUGUCUUCUGCGGGGAAGAUGCUCCCAACUCCGAGCCGGCCAAACCCAAGCUGCUGAAAGUACUGGGCUUCCUCAAUAUGGAGACAAGGAGAGCCAAGUGUGCGGUGUUACAUGCGAACUGUCAAGCCUGCGAAGAGGACUUGGCAGAUUGUCGGGAGGACCCUGACCUUCUGCAAAGCUUUGAGAGGUGUGACCCAAGUCACGUUGCUGGGAGGGAGAGCAUCAGUUCGACCUUGACGAUAUCGCAGGAGCACGACGCGGAGACAAUUCCAUUGGUUUUCCUUCCAAGCAUUACAAAGGCUUUUGCAGCAAAUGGGACGCACUUCGAGGUGAACAUUGCACAAGCACGCCGCACAUUUAGCUUUCAAGCACCUUCUCGGCCACCGCCACCAGGGUGGCACCUGCAGUUUCCCUCCGGAAGCAGCCGGGCGGUGCACAGGGUGCUGCCGAGCGCAGGGCAGCCUCUGGGUGAAAGCACUCAGCUAGACACAGGACAACUGAGCACCACUGAGCUGGACAGUCGGCAGUUUCAGCGGACAGCGCAGAACUAUCCACAGCGUGUCGUCCAGGUUGUAAGCUACUACCCUGCUCCACCGCCUUCACGACACCAGGUAAGCUACUACCAUGCUCCACAGCCUUCACGACAGGCGAAGCCAAUCGAGCAGAGGACGCACUUGAUGUUCUCUGGGCGCUUCAAUGAUGAUGCCAAGCUCACGUACAUGAAGUCAGUUCGGGAGUUCCUGGAUGCUGAAGGCGUGCCAACAUACAUGGUCGAGCCAACAGGUGGUGGAGAUUCCUUCGGGGACAAGACUGUAGACGGUUUGCAUCGCGCGAAGGCUUUGCUGGUGUUUGGCACAGAAGACUAUGGAGCCAAGACUGGGGCGCAAUAUGAAACCUUUCGCGAGCUCGAGUACGCCCAUCAGAACGAACUAAUGAUCAUCCCACUGAAGUUGGGCCAAACAUAUCCACCCCGACCAGACGGUGACACUGGUCCUGGUACCAUGCAAAAUGGAUUCGUCCUCAAGCGGGACAUUGUCUUCAUCGAGGACAUUGGCCUGCAGGAUCCUCGGAGAGUGGCCGAAAAGGUGAGCAAGACAUGGCGGGCCAAAUAUGGCCGCCGGGGCUCAUGA